Molecule: messenger RNA, 928 nt
Organism: Brachypodium distachyon (stiff brome)
Lineage: Eukaryota; Viridiplantae; Streptophyta; Magnoliopsida; Poales; Poaceae
Exons: 3
Coding region: 460-705 (81 amino acids)
Biological process (GO): mitochondrial translation
Molecular function (GO): structural constituent of ribosome
Source: RefSeq, a predicted model, not a curated record
CCCUCUCGUUGUCUCCGCAUCAAAAAAUCUAAAAGAGAAGAAUAAAAAGAACAUCUUCUGAAAUUACACAUCAAAAAGUCUAAAAGAGAAGGAUAAAAGGAACGUCUUCUGAAAUUAUCAGGUAAGGCACAAUAUUGGUUACAGCAAAUUUUCACUGCUGAUUUGCCCGUACAAAUUGCUCAUGGACAAACCCAGGUUUUUUUUUAGCGAUGUAUCCGGCACAAAAGUUUUCGCCCACUGGGCCCAUCACUUAUUUCCUUUCCUUAGCCGGCCCAGUUCCCCUCCGUGACACAGUUUGCUCUUCCCGAGUUCUCUCGAGAACUCUUUCCAGAAAGUUCCAAAAACAAAAGAGAUCUUCUUGAACCCUGGCGAGUGAUCUUACAUCACCCAGCAAGCGAACAUCAUUCGGACCUCUUUUCCAAGACACGGAGGUCGGAGCCGUCGUAGAAGCUAGAAAGAAUGGGUCGGAAGGCCGGUGGGUUGUACAUAAACCCGAAGAAGUUUGGUGGUGUCGUCAAGCCUUUCAUGGUGGAGAUGGUAGCCUUCCUCAACUGCCUGGCCUUGAACAAGCAGAGUGAUGACAAGUGCAUGAGGCAGAAGGAGCUCUUGGUUACCUGUUCUCAGGUUCAGAAAGGGAGGCCAAAGAAUGCAGCAAAGACCAUCAAUUACCAUCUCCAGCGGCUUGGGCGAGACAAAUUCCACUAGUUCCAGUCAUAUACUGGGACCACUGUGUCAUUUUCAUGUUUAUUGUCUUGUCUUGAAGUCUGGAGCAUGGGGAUUAAUAAUUUUUUUGCGAUUAGCUUUGGCAAAAUGAUUAGUAUUGGCAAUGGUGAAUUUCUGGAACAAUUUUAAUGUCACAUUGUAAGGCAUCAGCACAACAUCGAUACGGUUUUCUUCUCUUUGAUAUAACAGGCUUUUUCUGCUGUUA